AUGCAAACUUUCUGGAUUCAGGAAGCUGCCAUAACCGCCUCGUCAAUCCGCGACAAUGCCCAUGAUCCCGCCCAAGCACGUCUCCAUGGUAACGGAGCGUGGAUGCCGCUUAUUCAAGACGCCAAUCAAUUUUUGCAGAUAGACUUCGAAAACGAAGCUAACGUGUCAGCGGUCGCUAUCCAGGGUCAUCCUACAAGUGACUUCUGGGUAUCAAAGUAUUCCUUAUCAUUUAGCAAGGAUGGCAAACUCUGGGAUGAUAUAUCAGAGGUACUUUUUAUGCGAAGUACUGAAUACGGCUGUCUAUCAGUGGUUUUCAAUUUUCUUUGUUUUUUAUCUUUGCUUUUGUUUUUGUUUUUUUUUUAAUGUGGAAAGGGGUGGUUUUGUAAGGGAUUGGAACAGGGAUUGAUCGUCCUACCAUGUCAAUCGGCGUAAUUUUAGCAGACAUGGACAAAAAAUUUGAUUACAUCUGGCCCCGGUUGUUCAAAGGUUGUAGAAGCCUAGUGGACAGCCCGGUGUGCUUGGCGAACAUGAUUACAUAUCCGCUGGAUGUCGAUUUAUCCGUUGGAUAGUAUUAUCCGAGCUUUGAACAACUGAGCUGGGCCCUGGUUUGAUCUCUUGGAGUGACGUAUACCAAUUUUUCUUGUGGUAUCUCCUUAUAAUCGAGAAAAAGCAGAGUACGCCCAGCAUUUAUCAUGACACAAAUAACAUUGAUAACUCUGAAAUGUGCCGUAACUAUUCACAAAAGAUGUAUAUAUACUAUUCAGAUCUUUGAAGGCAGUGGAAGCAGACAUGAAGUCAAAACCACCCAACUAAAAGAACUUAAAAUGGCGCGUUUUUUACGCAUUAAGCCCACGGAAUGGAAUUGUGCUAUUGCUCUUCGAACAGAAAUUUAUGGCUGCAUGCGAGGUGAGCAGUGAUUUAAUAUAACUGAGUUGAAGAGAAGAAUGUCUUUUUCAGAAAUAGUUGUUAAAAUUCGGAGAUUAAUUGCUUCUGCUUUGACUUGAAGAAAUUCUCCUUACAAUAACAACACAAUAUCAAACAGACAAGUGAUGAGAAGAUAGAAUAAUAUCAAUUACAUAAGUCAGAUAGUGAGGAGAAUUGCUAAUGAGAUCUUAGGAGUGGAAGAGCUAAUCACCGGAUAUGAGAGUUCCCAGCUCGUGCUAAAAUAACUCAGUUGGUGGCAAGCAAGGCAGUAGUCAUCAGUACAAGUUCAAGGAAACAUUAGGCAUUUGAAAAAAACCCUGCUAAAUCAAUCCUGUGGGAAAAUUGAUUUGUAUUUAUAUUUUAUUUUUGUAUAUCAGUGCUCUGUUAGUAAUCUGACGGUACGCCGUCAUACAAAAACACGAUUUUCUUUAUCUCUGAUAAGUUUCCUCUCUAUUGUAACUCAGUAAAAACUUCUUUUUCUUUGCAAAGAUUUUCCAAAAUGUGGAAGUCGCCGACAAGACGAAAUUUAUCAUUCCCGCCAAAAGCGAGUUGUCGGCGGCGACAUCGCUAAGCCAAACUCAUGGCCGUGGCAAGUUGAAUUACUAGAGAAUGGGACUAAGCACUGGUGCGGGGGCUCCAUCAUUCACCCUCAGUGGAUCAUUACAGCCGCUCACUGUGUAGAUGAAAUUUACUCAUCGGCACCAAAAGAAAUACGCGUUGGAGAGCACAACAGCAAGGUCCUCGAGGGCUACGAAGAGGUUAUCGAAGGAGACAGGUUCUACAUACAUCCGGGAUUUAAACACAACCGCCCGACGACGGUCAGCGCUGGAGACUACGACUUUGCUCUUUACCGUCUGAAGAGACCAGUCACGUUCUACAGUCGAGUCGGUCCGGUGUGUCUGCCCAAAGAAGACUCGACUAUAAGCGACGAGGUUGGCCGAAUGUGUGUCUUGACAGGUUGGGGUCACACCCAAGAAAAUGGAAAUUUUUCCGAUAUUCUUCGAGAGAACGAAGUGCCGUUAGUUUCUUUUGAGGAAUGCAACAAAGAGGACUCUUAUAACGGUAACAUUAAGGAGCGUUACAUGUGCGCAGGAUAUCCUGAAGGUGGAAAAGACGCUUGUCAAGGAGAUAGUGGAGGGCCCCUAGUGUGUCAAGAUGGCGCAGGAAAGUGGGUGCUGGCUGGUGUGGUGACUUGGGGUGUCGGAUGUGCGAGACCGCAAAAAUAUGGGGUCUACGCUGAUGUCCGCAGAUUUCUUCCCUUUAUUGAAAGCACUAUAUAUGGUAUGCACUAAAUAAGAUGGUAAUAAAAUAUACUCUCGAUUGUAAAAACGACGGCUAAAAAGCGUUAUCAAUGAACGAUGAGAACCAAUGGCUUUCUGGGUACACAUGUCCAUGGCAACCGCAAUAGGCCAUUUUACAAUUGUGUACUUAGUUGCCUAGCCUUUGAUUUGGAGCGAGGCUGAAGGUGACCUUGUUGUGAUAGAGACCAGUAUCUAGUUCACAUGAUAACAAAGUAAUUUGCAUUUGAAAAGGAGCAAGGUUGUAUCCUAACAAGGUCACCCUAAGCCUCAUUCCGGUACAAAGGCUUGGCAACCAAGCACACAACUGUAAAAUGGACUAUUAGCUGCACGUGGUAAAUGAUAAAAGCCACCCAGCUUUCCUGACAGAAAAGAAUUGUCCUAAAGAAAUAUUUUCCAUAAAUAAUGGAAAAAGUAAAUCACUGAUUAUGUAACUGUGCAAAAAUUUGGGCUUCAUCGUUCAUGGAUCAUACCUUUCAGGUGUCAACGUUUCUGCAAUCGAGUGCUUACAUUUAUAACAACACCUAGUGCACAUCAGAAAAAAGCUUAAAGAGUAUUUUUGUAAAACUGUGAGAUGCGUAUUUGAUAACUCUACCCGUCUUACCAAUGAACAUACUUAAAACACUUCACUUACCUCAACAAGACAUCACCAGCUACUCGAUAGCUUUUCAUAUCCUUUACGGCCAAGUAUUAUGAAUCAUAGUGGGAUUAAAUUUAAAUACAGUUCUCUGACGUGAUACACAUAUCCAUCCAAACUAUUGCAAUUCUCGUUCCAGGUUACCCACAAUGCGGUAUUCGGCCAUUUCCUUCCUUAAUGUCUCGUAUCGUUGUUGAACGCGAAGCUCGCCCCAACUCCUGGCCGUGGCAGGUCGAUUUUCUGGUCAAUGGUACUUCUCACUACUGUGGAGGCUCUCUAAUUGAUCCAUUAUGGGUUGUGACCUCAGCUCACUGUUUCUAUGUGUAUACUAAACCAGACCAAUGGCAGGUCAGGGUUGGCGAACACAACGAAACUAAAUUCGAAGGAUACGAGGAAAUGAUUGAUAUUGAAAACAUAAUAGUCCAUCCCGGAUUCAUUAUUGGCGAUGCAAAACAUCCUGGCGAUUACGAUAUUGCGAUCGUCAAACUCAAGCGACCGGCGGUUUUCCAUAAGCUGGUACAUGCCAUUUGUCUUCCCGACAUGGACACUGGUUUACCAACUGGUAAAUCCUGUUUUGCCACCGGAUGGGGAAAGCAGGACGAGAAUGCAGCUGAGUAUUCAGAUGUUCUUCGAGAAGUAGAGGUGAACCUCGUAUCUAAAGAAGUCUGUAACAGCAACAUCUCUUAUGAUGGGAUCAUACACGAACGUUAUUUUUGCGCAGGUGUUGAAGCAGGUGGUAAAGACUCGUGCAGGGGUGACAGUGGAGGGCCACUGGCUUGUCCAAAGGACGAUGGAAGUUUUACUUUAACCGGGAUCGUUUCAUGGGGAGACGGUUGCGCUAGCGCUGAUAAAUAUGGCGUGUAUUUAGAUGUACGCUAUAUGUUGCCAUUCAUUGAAAGCACUCUGCACGGUAAGCAAGUAAGUAAGUAAGUAAAAAAUCUUGAAAAAAAAAACAUUGGCGUUAUAAAUUAUUUGAAUUUGGUUGUUAUAAGUUCCAGGGAAUUAUUUCAGGAUACUUUCCUUGAAAUUAAGAUAGUGGUUUAAUUGGUGACGAUGAGAAAGAUUAACAAAAGCAUGAAAAAAAUCAUGUUAAACGUUUUACACAAGGUUUGGUCAAAGACACAUCUUAUUUUAGAGCCUCGAACUUGGCAUUUGAUCCCUCCAUACACAAAUGUAAAGGUUCCUUAAAAGGAUUUUCAUGUAAGUUCUAAUCUUCUCUGUCUGGUUACUCUACCAUUUUCUAGGAUAUCCAUCUUGUGGUGUUCGUCCAGUUCCUUCCCCUUCCUCCCGAAUCGUAGGAGGCCUAGAAGCUCACCCUAACACCUGGCCAUGGCAAGUCGCUCUUUUUGUUGAUGGUACUUCUCACUAUUGUGGCGGCUCGCUGAUUGAUCCUUCGUGGGUUGUGACCUCAGGCCAUUGUUUUUAUUAUAUUCCACAAGUAGACUGGUGGCAUGUAAGGGUUGGGGAACAUAACGCGACAAAAUUCGAAGGCUACGAGGAAAAGAUCGAAAUUGAAUACGUCACGAUACAUCCGGGACUGGACCCUUAUUUCGAAGAUUACGACAUCGCCCUCGUCAAGCUCAAGCGACCAGCGGUGUUCCACAGCCGAGUACAUUCAAUAUGUCUGCCUGAUAUGGACACUACCUUUCCAACAGGCAAAUCCUGUUUUGCCACUGGAUGGGGAAAUCAAGAAGAAAAUGCAACUGAGUAUUCAGAUGUUCUUCGAGAAGUGGAGGUGAACCUCGUAUCUAAAGAAGUCUGUAACAGCAAUAUUUCUUACAAUGGUACUAUACACGAACGUUAUCUUUGCGCUGGUUUUCAAGGCGGUGGCAAAGACUCGUGUGGUGGUGAUAGCGGAGGACCGCUGGCUUGUCAAAAUGAGGAUGGCCGUUUCGUACUGACGGGCGUUGUAAGCUGGGGUGAAGGCUGCGCCCGACCUAAUAAAUAUGGCGUGUAUUUAGAUGUGCGCUACAUGUUGCCAUUCAUUGAGGGUACCCUAUACGGUAAGUCGUGUAGAAUAAGCCGACAUAGUGCAUUUUUGCCUCGCUCUGUGAUUGGUCGAUGAGAAUACGUGUUACCCGAUGGAAACAAAUUACUGAGUAGCAAAACAGAAACAAAUCGUAGCCUUAUUUGGUUGUCUUUUUCGCCUUUCAGCUAUUUUCCUUUGUUCUUGGUUUAGUGUUAAUGACAAUUAACUGAUGGAAAAGCACCCUGAGUGAAAAGAAAAGAAGUAUCUAAACGGCUUUGGUUGCCUUUUAGAUCUGCUUCGUUAGGUUUGCUCUAAAGGUUGACCUAACGAGUAAAGUCGGCGAAAUACGAGAUACAGAAACCCUUAACUUGUCGCGCAACAUUAUUUUGUUGCAAGUUUUGGUCGAUGUUUACCGUUUUUCACCAUGCAUGAUCAACUUGUCGCGCAACAAAAACAUUUUUUGCAGGUUGAAGAAAUUUGUUGCGAAAAGUAGAGCGCGGGUCUACUUUGAGCAACAAAUUUUGGGUUUGUUGCUCGUUUUUCAUCAAACUCACAACUUGUCACGCAACAAAUUUGCUCAUGUUGCGUGACAAACUGAGGGUUUUUGUAUCUCAUAUUUCGCCGCCUUAAGGUUUUGCUGUUACCCAUCAUUGUCUGAAUUCUCACAUAAACUUGCUUAACUUUUCUUUAUACAGGUGUGCCUUGUUUUCCAAAAAUUUAUAUUUAAAAUUUGAAAGAAAACUCGCGAAAUUUUAAGAAGAGAAUAUUGACAGAAGAGCACAGCCAAUUUAAUAACCGCACUGAAGAGACUGUAAACUUCUUUACUUCAGACGGUUAUUUUAAUGAUGGCGAUUCUCCGAUGAAUUUUGAUUAUUUUAUUCAUUCUGUUUAGGUCAUCCGAAAUGUGGCACCCGCUACCUAUCCUCAGAAAGGUCUCCUGCUCUCAGCCAUAAUGAGGCUCGUCCCAACUCCUGGCCGUGGCAGGUUGAGCUGCUAUUCAAAGAUAGGCAUGCGUGUAGCGGCUCUCUGAUCAACCGGCACUGGAUACUGACUUCGGCAACUUGUGUGAACACAAGCCAUAGUACCGAUAGCUGGAUGGUCCGGCUCGGUGAACAUGACCGAACAGUCAUCGAGGGAUACGAAGAAAGUAUUAAAGUCAAAGAAAUUUACACAAGUGCAAAACAGCAUGUCACACUGCUGAAAUUGAAGCGAAAAGCUGUCCUUCACAAGCGAGUUCUUCCUAUCUGUCUUCCGGAAGACGAUGCAAACGUUAUUGUAAAUUCUUCGUGUUAUGUGACCAGUUGGCAGUUUGCCAACAAGGACGGGAAUUUCACGGAUGUGUUAAACGAAGCCCAAGUUGAAAUAGCCCCAUUUCAAGACUGUAAUGCAUCAUACAAUGGAAAACUCUCCGAGUAUGAAGUAUGUGCAAACUUCACCCGAGGGAAAGCACAAGGUUGUAAUGUCGAGAGGGGUGCGCCUCUAGUUUGUCCAGGGAUCGAUGGACGAUUUGUAUUAACAGGCGUAGCUUCUGCCGAAGACGGAUGUUCGAAUGCGGGACAAUAUGGUGUCUUCCUCGAUGUCAAAAUGAUGCUUCCGUUUAUUAAUGACGCUAUUAGUAUGAUCCAGUAUCCAGACAGUGUUUAAAUAGUUCUGUGUAAGUUCGAACAGCUCGAACUUGUGUAACGAAAGUAAUUCUAGCAUCAGAGUUCACAAAGCAACCAGGUGGACAAUCAGACAUAGUUUGAUGCUACUCUGGUUUAAAGAUUUAACGAAUGUAACCGAGGAGUUACAGUGUUUGUCGGAGCACACAUGCCUAACUAACCAUGCAAUUGGGUGGGACAAUUCUAAAAUUAUCACCACUAAUCGACGUUACUACCAGCGCCUUUGUUUGGAAGCCUGGCAUAUCAACUCCGCCCACGCUCCUUUAAAUCGUGUAGUCUCCCUAAUGACAUUCAUGGAUAGACAGUAGAGCCUUACGACUCGUUUCGUUUCCAUGGUUUCCUUAAUGAAUAUUCAUGGUUCGACGAAUCGUACGAGUCGUGACACAUUAGACGACUCUUACGGAUCGUUCGACUCGUGAUACAUUAGACGACUUGUAUCGAGCCCUGGUAUUGAACAACCCUCUAGUACAUAUAAGUCUUAUGAAUCUUAAAAAGGCCAGAAAACAAGUUAUUCAAUUUUCGGCGUGAGAAGUACUGGUGAGUCACUCAAAGAUGUUUCGGUGCGACCACUAUUUGUUCAGUACUCGUUCAAUUUCUUGUAAAUUAACAAACUGGAAACAUUUCCUGUGCUGAAGAUUUUGGAUUUUAACACUUACCUAGCCUCGUUUGUUACUUAGUAUAGGCUCGGAGAAGGAAUUCUAAAUUCACUUGGGUUUUUGUUUUUUGAUAUGUCUUAAACUAAUAAUUGUAAGUGAAUCAAUCUUUUUGGAGCAAAGCUGCGACAAAUUAACACCCUUCAACAGUCUCAAAAAGUCCUGAAACCAUUGAAUUAUUGCAGCUCAUCUUAGAUUACUUGAAACAAUUUUUUGGACAAUUGCACCUCGAAUUAAAAGCGUUUGGGUUACUAAUAUUCUACAUAGUGACCCCGUUUAGAUGCUUGGUCUCCAUUACCCAAGAAAUCCUCUUCAGGCCACGAGUUGAUAUGGGUGUUCUUACUCUUUAAAAGGUUGGCGAGUUUUCGUGCUAAUCUUCUCAGAAGGAUAUCUUUUCUAAGCUAGAACCCUUCGUUCACACUACCUAAAAAAGGAAGCUCAGACGGGGAAACUGAUCACAAACGCUUGUGUUAGCCCUUUCGCUUAGUGUCAAACUUAUAGCCAAGGUCUUCCUCUAGAGGCCAACAUACCCUUAGUAAACUCAAGUUGUUUGACAAAGGGGGGGGCCCAACAAUAGACGGGACUUAUGACUUUUUUUAUGGAUUAAAACCUGCAGUUAUACUUUUUGAGUCUAACUCCUGUGAAGAGCCAUCCACAACAGAAUUGCAUUGCCCUAUUUUGUGUGUUUCAUCUCCCUCAGAAAGCUGGUCAGAGCCACUCUCUGUGCUCUCAGACAUGAUCUCGUCACUCUUUGGCGGAAGAGUUUGUAAUCCUUUAAGCCGUUCCCGUGCUUCUCUCAGUUUCUCAUCAAGUACCAUUGCUUUUGCUUGCGCCUCUAGCAUUUCCUUUUUAGCGGUAGCCUGUUCAUGACGUUUAGUCUUUUUUGUCAAAUUUCCAGUUAACAGACGAACGCGCAAACCGAUUGCGCCACGGAGACUUCGCCACAUGACGAGGGAUUUCUUUUUGUUUAUAAUAAUUUUCUUCCGCAAUGCUCUAUACCCUUCUGUGCGCAGGAUAAAUUACGCAAGGAAUCUAACAAAUCUUGAAGUACAACGGUGAAAUAAACAACAAAGUUCAACGUGUGCAUUGCUGUUCUUGAGAAAUUGAGGUUAUACAUUCUCUUUCAAUUUUGUAACUCCUCUUCUUCUUUAGAAUUCUUUAUCGUCUUGUUUGCCGCGAGUUGAUUACGGUACUGAACUUCUACUUAUUUUUUGCUAUAACAGACAGAUAAAACAAAACUGACCUUUCGAUUCUCUCCCUUAACCCUUUAACUCUCAAGAUCUCAUUAAAAAUUCUCCUUACUGUCUGCCAUACAUUUCUCGCAAUGUUAGUUUUGAGAAUUUGAUAGUGGAUCAACUUAUAAUCCCCAAAUUGAUAUUUUUUUCAUUCUUAUCACUUGUUUGCUUGAUUAACCUUAAAUUAAAACAACAUGAAGGGAGACUGUUUACCUUUUGAAUGGUAAGCAUCACACACCACCGCAAAAAUUUGACACAUACUUGACAAGUUGAAAGAAUUAUGAACCUGGCGCCCAUAAUCGUGGUAAUUAAACAAAUUCUUUAAGAGCUUAGAAUGGACUCGCUAAAACACUUUGAUACUGUUCCAGUUACUAGACGAAAAUCGAACUAUCCAAAAACUGAAAAGAAACAAGAAGUGCUUUCUUUAGGCGCAAAAUUAAAUUGCUUUUCCGUCUUCUUGCAAUGCAAUUACAAUUAGGAACACCGCGUAAAUUUUGAAAUUUCAACAAUGUUCAUAAUUCAUAAAAUCAACUGAAAACGGAAGACUAAUACAACGGCAUUAGCAUAAUCUUCAUUAUCUUGACAAAUUCUUGGUCGAGUUCAAGUACCUGGAGUUCAAUUUCAAAUGUAACCUAGGUCACCACGUUUUAAUAUGAAUAAACAAAUUCUCAAUCAUCAUCGUUCCUGUUCAUUGGUUUAAAUUUUAUUCCACUUUCAUGUGAAUUUUGAUCUUGGCAAAGUUGACACACUGAAGUCAGUGGCCAUAUGUUUACAUAUUUACACUUAAAGCUGUGAAAGAUUUGAGCGCAAAUUGGGAUAAGUGAUGUGGAUUGUUACUCUCCUGUGCUUGUUUUUGAGCGGUGAGUAUUCUUGAAUAACUUCUUUCAAGUUCGCGAUGGGUGUUCUAGUUCUAACCGAUUGAUUUGUGAUUCAGUGUUAACUCAGUGUGGCAUUAAUUCCUAAAACUUUCAUGUAUAUGUAAGCUUAAUGAGGCAACUGGAUUCAAAAAGAGCUUAAGACGUUUCUGGGGGUCGUAUAUCCCAUAUCAAUUAGGACUCAAACAUCAGAGCUGCCUGGAUCUUCUGCCUUCAUUUCGAACCAUCAAAUAACCCUCAGCAAUGAUUAGCCUACGGGUAUAUAUCUCCUGUUUUCAUUUACUCGAUCAGGGAAUAUCUUUAGCCUCCUUGUGUAAAGGCGUUUCUUAAUUUCACGGGAAGAUCUGCAAAUAAUGAAAGUCGACAUCACGAGCCGUCAGCAAUUGAAUCGGACGAAGAUACGCCAUGCGAAAUUUGCGUUAACAAAAUUAAAUGCAACAAUUAACGCGAGAUCCCUUCGUCAGUUUAUGCAUUAAUUCUCUCAUAUACUUUAUUAGAUGCCGCAACAUUUGGAGAGGCCAGCAUUUUGUUCCCAGAAGAAACAUUGGGUAAGAUUUCUUACGUUGAAUGUUUUCCUUCAAUCUUCGCCUUUUUGCUCUCUAAUGCGGCUUCCAUAACUGUCUCUUGUUGUGAAACAAAAGGUCGACGGUCGACAACUAAAGCUGAAAUCAGGGUUAUCAACGUUAAUUUGACAAAUGCUAAUAGGAAAGAACUUUGGAAUCUUUUUGGGACAAAAAAAGCAGCAAUGCUUUCGUUACCUCGCAGAAGUUUAAUUUGGACUUUAAUAUUCUCCAUCAGUAUAAGUUACAAACCAGAUUAAUAUCACUGUUUGCUGUUUGAGAUCUAGACUCGACACCAAAAUAGAUCACUACAUGCAUACGUUCAUUGGUUGAUUAGCUUCUGCUUUUCGAAACUUGUCCUACGAAAUAUCUCCUUUUGCAGACAGUACGGAGCAAAGUGCUGUGGUGGUUUACUUCAGCUGGUUGUUGAGUAAUAAUACUUAUGAGGUUUCAUAUUCAUCUUGUCUCUUACCGUCGACGGAUAAAGAUAAUGUGUGAAAAUAGAAAUUUUAAAGAAACUUGUUGUUAGGGAUUUUUCACCGUGACAUCACAAUAUCCAUCGAAGGCAGUACAGAAGAGAGGGAACCAAAGGCUCAUAAUAUUAAAAAAAAACACUUUAUCCACGUGGAUCGUUUCUUCAUAUUUGCUGUAUUUGGAAUCGUUGUUACGCUUACUUGAUUUUCUUAUUACGGGGUUUGUUUGCAUUAUUCGAGCAAUGUUACACAUGAAUUGUAAACUUUUCUUUCACAUAAAACUAAUUUACAUGGUAAUGCAAAGCCGGUGGAGGGAUGCGGCCACUUGACCUGAUUUAUACCUCGAUGUUGACAUCUGUAAACUCUUACCAUAAGAUCUUUAUGUUUUAGGCCACACAAGCUUUCGUAUACGAACAAGCGGUAUUAUACCACGCCAAUAGUUUCUUUCUAAAGACUUCUCAUGCAAUUACGAAUGACCAACUGCUGCGAAGUGCACCUCCUUUCAAUUCACAAAAGAAACAAACACAACUUUAAGAACACCUAAUUUUAGAUGUAAUGUCCGUUUGCGCUGAUGAGGAAACGAGAUUAGGUUUCGAAUUGUAAUAUCUGUUGAUUUUGACAAAUGCGUAGUGAUAAUGGUUUAAAGCAAAUAAAGCUGUCAAGGAAAUGAACACGUUAUAGAGAAGAAACAAUAAUAAGGAAGGUAAAAAUGCGCAUGAAUGUCGAUGAAAGGGAGAUUUUAGAAGCUGCUUCGGGAGCGUGACAAGAACAAGGGUUCCGGUGAGAUUAACAGUCAGCUGUAAAACGGCUUGAGCAUUCAGCCGUUAGGCGUAGAAAACUCCAAAUUUUAACCGUUAGCCGUAAAGAAAGUUACCCGUAGAAAUGUUUCCUCACUACAGUGUGUCAUUUUGCGUCAUUUUUUAGUUAACCGUAGCCGUAAAAUGGCUAAAAUGUUACCUGUUAGCAGUAAUAGUCAUCACCUCAUUGGGAUCCUCUUCGUGUGGAUUAAAGCUUCAGACAUUCGGAUUUAGAGUAUCAAAAGCUCUGGGGUUGAUUUCCUCUUGGGGUGCUCUCAGAUUUCAAUUUGUUACACGAUCAUCAUGACAAGAUAAUUAACAUCUUUCUUUGUUUCCUGAAAGAGUUCAAAAUUUAUCUUCUCUCAUUCUAUUUAUCUUUUUUGGCAGAUAAUAUUCUUUCAGUUCGAGCGGGAAGCCAUUAAGGGAAGGGAAGGGACGGGAAGCCAUUAGUUUUAGUUAGAAUUUCCCUGUUUCUUGUUAAGGCGACUGAAACAACCUUUUCUUUUCCACCAUAGGAUCAACCUGUAACAGUUCGCUUGGCAUGCAAACUUUCUGGAUUCAGGAAGCUGCCAUAACCGCCUCGUCAAUUCGCGACAGUGCCCAUGAUCCCGCACAAGCACGUCUCCAUGGUAACGGAGCGUGGAUGCCGCUUAUUCAAAACGCCAAUCAAUUUCUGCAGAUUGAUUUCGAAAACGAAGCUAACGUGUCAGCGGUCGCUAUCCAGGGUCAUCCUACAAAUGACUUCUGGGUAUCAAAGUAUUCGUUAUCAUUUAGCAAGGAUGGCAAACUCUGGGAUAAUAUAUCAGAGGUACUUUUUAUGCGAAGUACUGAAUACGGCUGUCUAUCUGUGGUUCUCAAUUUUUCGUUGUUUUUUGUCUUUGUAGUUGUUUUUUGGUUAUUAGAAAGGGGCGAUUUUGUUAGGGAUUGGAAUAGGUACUGAUCGCCCUACCAUGUCAAUCUGCUUAGUUUUAGCAGAAAUGGGACAAAAAAUCGGGUUACAUCUGGCCCCGGUUGUUCAAAGGUUGUAGAAGCCCUGUGGACAGCCCAGUGCGCUUUGUGAACAUGAUCACUUAUCCGCCGGAUGUCGAUUUAACCGUUGGAUAGUAUUAUCCGAGCUUUGGACAACUGGGUCUGGGCCCUGGUUUGAUCUCUUGGAGUGACGUAUACCAAUUUUUCUUUUGGUAUCCCUGUAUAAUCGAGAAAAGCAGAGUACCCCUAGCAUUUGUCAUGACACAAAUAACAUUGGUAACUCUUAAAUAUACAGUAACUAUUCACAAAAAAAAUGUUCAUAUACUAUUCAGGUCUUUGAUGGUAGUGAAAGCAGACAUGAGGUCAAAACCACCCGACUAGAAGAGCUUAAAAUGGCGCGUUUUUUACGCAUUAAGCCCACGGAAUGGAAUGAUGCUAUCGCUCUUCGAACAGAAAUUUAUGGCUGCAUGGGAGGUGAGCAGUGAUUUAAUAUAACUGAGUUGAAGAGAAGAAUGUCUUUUUCAGAAGCAGACGUUAAAAUUCGGCGAUAAUUUCUGCUUCUGCUUUGAUUUAAGCAAAUUUUCCUUACAACAACAAUACAAUAUCAGGAUGACAAGUGAUGAGAAGAUAGAAUCAUAUCAAUUGGGGGAUCAUAAGUAAAUAUCAAAUUCUCUGAACUUUCAUCAUAAGGAAUGUAUCACAGAGAGUAAGGAGAAUUGCUAAUGAGAUCUUGGGAGUGGAGGAGCUAAUCACCGGAUAUGAGAGUUCCUAGCAGGUACUAAAAUAACUUAGUUAGUGGCAAUAGUGCUCUAGCAAGGCAGUAGUCACCAGUACAGGUUCAAGGAAACAUUAGGCAUUAGAAAAAAACCCUGCCAGAUCAAUCCUAUGGGAAAAUUUAUUUGUAUUUGUAUAUCAAUGCUUCGUUGAAAAUUUGACGGUGCGUCGUCAUACAAAAACACGAUUUUAUCUAUCUCUGCAGGUUUUCUCUCUGUUGUAACUCAGUGACAACUUCUUUCUUUGCAUAGAUUUUCCAAAAUGUGGAAGUCGCCGACAAGACGAAAUUCAUCAUUCUCGCCAAAAGCGAGUUGUCGGCGGCAACAUCGCUAAGCCAAACUCGUGGCCGUGGCAAGUUGAAUUACUAGAGAAUGGGACUAAGCACUGGUGCGGGGGCUCCAUCAUUCACCCUCAGUGGAUCAUUACAGCCGCUCACUGUGUGGAUGAAAUUUACUCAUCGGCACCAAAGGAAAUACGUAUUGGAGAGCACAACAGCAAGGUUCUCGAGGGCUACGAGGAGAUUAUCGAAGGAGACAGGUUCUACAUACAUCCGGGAUUUAAACACGACCGCCCGACGAUGGUCAGCGCUGGAGACUACGACUUCGCUCUUUACCGUCUGAAGAGACCAGUCACGUUCUACAGUCGAGUCGGUCCGGUGUGUCUGCCCAAAGAAGACUCGACUAUAAGCGACGAGGUUGGUCGAAUGUGCUUCGUGACAGGUUGGGGUCACACCCAAGAAAAUGGAAAUUUUUCCGAUAUUCUUCGAGAGAACGAAGUGCCGUUAGUUUCUUUUGAGGAAUGCAACAAAGAGGACUCUUAUAACGGCUACAUUAAGGAGCGUUACAUGUGCGCAGGAUAUCCUGAAGGUGAAAAAGACGCUUGUCAAGGAGAUAGUGGAGGGCCCCUAGUGUGUCAAGAUGGGACAGGAAAGUGGGUUCUGGCUGGUGUGGUGACUUGGGGUGUCGGAUGUGCGAGACCGCAAAAAUAUGGGGUUUACGCUGAUGUCCGCAGAUUUCUUCCCUUUAUUGAAAGCACUAUAUAUGGUAUGCACUAAAUUAGAUGGUAAUAAAAUACACUCUCGAUUGUAAAAACGACGGCUAAAAGGCGUUAUCAAUGAACGAUGAGACCCGGUGGCUUUACAUACAUACAUACAUACAUACAUACAUACAUACAUACAUACAUACAUACAUACUUUAUUUAAUUCUCCCCAAGGGGCUUUUCAGAAUUAAUUUACAAUGUGUAUAUAUAAUAUGAAAGACUUAUGAUAUAAAAUAAUAACUUACUUGUACUUGAUAAAGAAAUAACUUAAAAUUACUACUACUAAAUUAACAAUCAUAACAACUAAGCUAUAUUUUGAGAUACCAGUAUCCUAUUUCUUCCCUAAUUCAGCCUUUUCCUGCUUUAUAAAUGAUCGUAGUUAUCGAGCAGUUCUAGUUUUGUUGCUGAGAUUAUUCCACACUUUUGCUUCCCUAUAAAAGAAACUACGCUGGGCAGCCGCUGUCCGGCAUUUUGGCAAGUUUAGAUCUUCACUGUUGCGGAGAUUGUAAACGUGCGAAGUUGAUCGCUUCCCUAUUUUACAGCUUUUUUUGCGGCUUUCUGGGUACACAUGUCCAUGACAACUACAAUUAGCUGCUAAAAGCCACCCAGCUUUCCUGACAGAAAGGAAUUGUCGUAAACAAACUUUUUCCAUAAAUAAUGGAAAUAGUAAAGUACUGAUUAUGUAACUGUGCAAAAAUUUCCUAUAAAGCCAUUGGGUCUCAUCGUUGAUGGAUCAUACCUUUUAGGUGUCAACGUGUCCGCAAUCGAGUGUUUACAUUAAUAACAACACUUGGUGGACAUCAGAAAAACUAAAAGUGUAUUUUUGUAAAACUGUGGGAUGUGAGUUUAAUAACUCUUCCGAUCUUGUCAACGAAUAUGAACAGUACAUAUCCAAUCUUAGCCGCUUCACUCGGAACACUAUUUUAUCGUAUCUGUUUAUUCCAGUUUCCUCAACAAGACAUCACCCGCUACUCGAUAUCUUUUCAUGUCCUUGACGGCCAAGUAUUAUGAAUUAUCGUGGGAAUAAAUUGAAAUACGGUCCUCUUACAUGAUACACAUACUUAUCCAACUCUUGCAAUUCUCGUUCCAGGUUACCCACAAUGCGGUAUUCGGCCGUUUCCUUCCUUAAUGUCUCGCAUCGUUGGUGGACACGAAGCUCGCCCCAAUUCCUGGCCGUGGCAGGUCGAUUUUCUGGUCAAUGGUACUUCUCACUACUGUGGAGGCUCUCUAAUCGAUCCUUUAUGGGUUGUGACCUCAGCUCACUGUUUCUAUGUGUACACUAAACCAGACCAAUGGCAGGUCAGGGUUGGCGAACACAACGAAACUAAAUUCGAAGGAUACGAGGAAAUGAUUGAUAUUGAAAACAUAGUAGUCCAUCCCGGAUUCAUUAUUGGCGAUGCAAAACAUCCUGGCGAUUACGAUAUUGCGAUCGUCAAACUCAAGCGACCGGCGGUUUUCCAUAAGCUGGUACAUGCCAUUUGUCUUCCCGACAUGGACAUUAGUUUACCAACUGGUAAAUCCUGUUUUGCCACGGGAUGGGGAAAGCAGGACGAGAAUGCAGCUGAGUAUUCAGAUGUUCUUCGAGAAGUAGAGGUGAACCUCGUAUCUAAAGAAGUCUGUAACAGCAAUAUCUCUUAUGAUGGGAUCAUACACGAGCGUUAUUUUUGCGCAGGUGUUGAAGCUGGUGGUAAAGACUCGUGCGUGGGUGACAGUGGAGGGCCACUGGCUUGUCCAAAGGACGAUGGAAGUUUUAUUUUAACCGGGAUCGUUUCGUGGGGAGAAGGUUGCGCUAGAGCUGAUAAAUAUGGCGUGUAUUUAGAUGUACGCUAUAUGUUGCCAUUCAUUGAAAGUACUCUACACGGUAAGUAAGUAAGUAAGAUCCUUUAUUUCAACACGAUGAGAAUGAAGGCAUUACAUGCUUGAGGGGUCGUGUGAUAGAGUACAAGUGCAUAUAGUGUUGGUUAAAACAAUUAAUGUAAAAUAUUCUAAGAAAAAAGAAAACGUCGGUUUGAUGGCUAAUUUGAAUGUGGUCGCUAUAAGUUCCAGGAUACUCUUCUUGAAAUUGUAAUUGUGGUUUUGUUGAUGACGAUGAUGAGAAGGACGAAAAAAGCAUGUUAAACGUUUUACACAUGGUUAGGUCAAAGACUUGGCAUUUGAUUCCUCCAUACACAAAUGUAAAGAAGGUCCCAUGUUUUCAUGUACGUUCUAAUCUUCUCCGUCUGGUUACUCCACCAUUUCCUAGGAUAUCCCUCUUGUGGUGUUCGUCCUGUUCCUUCCUCUUCCUCCCGAAUCGUAGGAGGCCUAGAAGCGCGCCCCAACACCUGGCCGUGGCAAGUUGAUCUUCUCGUAAAUGGUACUUCUCACUAUUGUGGCGGCUCGCUGAUUGAUCCUUCGUGGGUUGUGACCUCAGGCCAUUGCUUUUAUUUUUUUCCACAAGUAGACUGGUGGCAUGUCAGGGUUGGGGAACAUAACGAGACAAAAUUCGAAGGCUACGAGGAAAGGAUCGAAAUUGAACACGUCACGGUACAUCCGGGAUUAAACCUUUCUUACGGACCCGGCGAUUACGACAUCGCCCUCGUCAAGCUCAAGCGACCAGCGGUGUUCCACAGCCGAGUACAUUCAAUAUGUCUGCCUGAUAUGGACACUACCUUUCCAACAGGAAAAUCCUGUUUUGCCACCGGAUGGGGAAGGCAAGAAGAAAAUGCAACUGAGUAUUCAGAUGUUCUUCGAGAAGUGGAGGUGAACCUCGUAUCUAAAGAAGUCUGUAACAGCAAUAUUUCUUACAAUGGUGCUAUACACGAACGUUAUCUUUGCGCUGGUUUUCAAGGCGGUGGUAAAGACUCGUGUGGUGGUGAUAGCGGAGGACCGCUGGCUUGUCAAAAUGAGGAUGGCCGUUUCGUACUGACGGGCGUUGUAAGCUGGGGUGAAGGCUGCGCCCGACCUAAUAAAUAUGGCGUGUAUUUAGAUGUGCGCUACAUGUUGCCAUUCAUUGAGGGUACCCUAUACGGUAAGUCGUGUAGAAUAAGCCGACAUAGUGCAUUUUUGCCUCGCUCUGUGAUUGGUCGAUGAGAAUACGUGUUACCCGAUGGCAACAAAUCACUGAGUAGCAAAACAAAAACAAAUCGUAGCCUUGUUUGGUUGUCUUUUUCGCCUUUCAGUUAUUUUUCUUUGUUCUGAUUAGCCAUUGGCAUAGCUUUGGUUUAGUGUUAAUGAUAAUUAACUGAUGGAAAAGUAUACACUGAGUGAAAAGAAAAUAGGUACGGCUACACGGCUACCCUAUACGGUGAGUUGUGUAGAUUAACCCAGCAUAGUGCAUUUUUGCUUCGCUCUUUGAUUGGUCGAUAAGAAUACGUGUUACCCGAUGGCAACAAAUCACUGUGUAGCAAAACAAAUCAAAUCGUGGCCUUGUUUGGUUGUCUUUUUCGCCUUUCAGUGAUUUUUCCCUGUCCUGAUCAGCCACUGGUAUAGCUUUGGUUUAGUUUUAACUGAUGGAAAAAGUAUAUACUAAGUGAAAAGAGAAUAAGUAUCUCAACGGCUUUGGUUGCCUUUUGGAUCUGCUAUUGUCCAGCUCUUACUGUGUCUGGCAGGUUGAGUUUGGUCUUAAGGUUGACCUAGUGAGUAAUGUUUUGCUGUUACCCAUUAUUGCCUAGAACUGUCACGUACACUUGCUGAACUUUCCUUUGUACAGAUGUACCCUGUUUUCAAAAAAAAUUCACAUUUGAAAUCUGAAAGAAAACUCGCGAAAUUUUAAGAACAGAACACUGACAUAAGGGCACGGCCAAUUCAAUAAACGCACUGAAAAGACUGUUAACUUCUUUAUUUCAGACAGUUAUUUUGAUGGUGGCGAUUCUCCGAUGAAUUUUGAUUAUUUUAUUCAUUCUGUUUAGGUCAUCCAAAAUGUGGCACCCGCUUCCUAUCCUCGGAAAGUUCUCCUGCUCUCAGCCAUAACGAGGCUCGUCCCAACUCCUGGCCGUGGCAGGUUGAGGUGCUAUUCAAAGAUAAGCAUGCGUGUAGCGGCUCUUUGAUCGACCGGCACUGGAUUCUGACUUCGGCAACUUGUGUGAACACAAGCCACAAUACCGAUAACUGGAUGGUCCGGCUCGGUGAACAUAACCGGACAGUUAUCGAGGGAUACGAAGAAAGUAUUAAAGUCAAAGAAAUUUACACCAGUGCAAAACAUCAUGUCACACUGCUGAAAAUGAAGCGAGAAGCUGUCCUUCACAAGCGAGUUCUUCCUAUCUGUCUUCCGGAAGACGAUGCAAACGUUAGCGUAAAUUCUUCGUGUUACGUGACCAGUUGGCAUUCUGCCAACAAGGACGGGAAUUUCACGGAUGUGUUAAACGAAGCUCAAGUUGAAAUAGCCCCAUUUCAAGACUGUAAUGCAUCAUACAGUGGAAAACUCUCCGAGUAUGAAAAAUGUGCAAACUUCACCCGAGGGAAAAGGCGAGGUUGUAAUGUCGAGAGAGGUGCGCUUCUAGUUUGUCCAGGGAUCGAUGGACGAUUUGUAUUAACAGGCGUAGCUUCUGCCGAAGACGGCUGUUCGAAUGCAGGACAAUAUGAUGUCUUCAUCGAUGUCAAAAUGAUGCUAUCGUUUAUUAAUAUGACUAUCAGUGCGAACUAG
Molecule: messenger RNA, 18484 nt
Organism: Pocillopora meandrina
Lineage: Eukaryota; Metazoa; Cnidaria; Anthozoa; Scleractinia; Pocilloporidae
Source: the annotation of a GenBank genome assembly